AAUUGUCGAAUUUAAGGCACAAAAACACAGCUGGAAAACGAAAACAAAAACAAGAACCUCCUCUAAAAUGGAAUAAAAAUAAGACAGACGUCUGUUUCUUAAAAAAAAUGUUCCUCCUCAAGGUUUAUAUGACGUAGAAGUGAAUGGAAAGCCUAAAGGAAGGCGAGUAAAUGGAAGAAGAUAAAAGAUAAGACUGGUUUUAAGGACAACGAUUCAGUAUGUCAGAGGAGGAGCCAGACAAAGUUGAAAAGACUGCCCUUGCCUUCGAUGACUUGGAAGACAUUCCAAGCAUCGACUGCGAAGACAGCCUUUCUGAUUCACUCCCAACAGUGAGAGAGGUUGUCCCUUCGAAGUCUACAAGGAGCAAUAUUGAAGCUGUAGAGAAGGAGGAGGAAACAGCAACAGAAGGGAGAGAUAAAGAAGUGGGACAGGAGGAGGAGCAAGAAGCAUGUAGUGGAGGAAAUUCUAGAGAUAAGCUAGAAGAGGGUACAGUGCAACCUGAAGAUAAGGGAAGUGGAAUCACAGAUAAGGCCAGGGUAGGAGAUGGAGCGACUGAUGAUCUGGAAUCAGCUGCUGUAACUCACACGUUCUCGUUCGCCCUACGGACGGAAUUAGGAGGGCCCCCUCACGCCACUCCAGGCCCACCAGAGCCAAUGGAUGGAGAGGAGGGAAGCAAGGAUCAGGCAUCCCAGGCCUCUUCAUCGCCCAAGGCCUCUGCCAAGACCAAGAGCAAAUCGAAGAAGUCUAAGGCAUCUCGUCUAGCUAAGGAAGAGAGGGACUCAGAUUCCUCGGUGUCCUCCCGGAAGAAGGGCCGUACUACCACCAAGACGCAAGUUAAGUGCAAGUUUGCACCUGGGGGACUAGAGUACAUUGAGGACUGUUUGCAAGGACGCUUCUUUUCGGGCUGGGUGGAGGAACGGCGCUGGGUGGAACACCUGGGAGGUUACAGGGAUGAGGUGCAGGUGGAUGAGUGGGAGGCGGAGCUUAAUGCGCAGCUCAAUGCCAUUGUCAGGAGCAUCCCAGGAGUGCUGGAAGGCACCAAGUGGAUCAACAUCACAGCUCCAUCAGCCACAGAGCUAUGCUACAGCCUUUGGGUGCUGCUUGGGGAAGCACCGAGCCCAGGACACUACUGGUUCACGGUGACGGGGGUGGCUGUCCAACCCCAAUUUGGCCUUCGCAUUUCCCUGAGGAUACUGAG
Molecule: messenger RNA, 1198 nt
Organism: Penaeus vannamei (Pacific white shrimp)
Lineage: Eukaryota; Metazoa; Arthropoda; Malacostraca; Decapoda; Penaeidae
Source: RefSeq, a predicted model, not a curated record